AUGGUUAGUGCCUGGUAUGUUGGGUGUCAGUUUCUGCCUGAUCCAACAGGCGUCUACUUGCAGGUUGCCCUACUUGGACGGUCGAUUCUUGACGAUACUGUAUCCAGGCCAAGACGCUGCCAGAUACGCUGCUACCAGGACCUGGGCAGACACGCCGUGCACUUCACACACCCAGCGUCGAUGGAUCUGUCCCCGCGUAUCGGAAUCUUGACACCCCUCUCCCUUCUGGGUCCAAAUCCUGCACAUCCCUGA
Penicillium lagena is the source of this 252-nucleotide messenger RNA. RefSeq lists its product as uncharacterized. The coding region runs from base 1 to 252 and encodes 83 amino acids. Lineage: Eukaryota; Fungi; Ascomycota; Eurotiomycetes; Eurotiales; Aspergillaceae. The record is from RefSeq and is a predicted model, not a curated record. The transcript has a single exon.